CCGCCUCUUGACAUUCAAACUGGGGACUGGUCAACAUGAGUCAGCCAUUGCUUUCAUCUUCUUGUCAACUUUAUUCUUACGAUUUUAACCGUCAUUAUUUUCACAAUAAUGACGUUCGUCUCGGCUCGAGUGCCUCGAGAAGCUUCGCGAGCUCUUUUCGGCCCCACUUUUGUGGCCGCCGGAGCUCGGCUGGCUGUGUUUCAAGCUAACGGCUAACCGCUCGACAACAUGCGCCGUGCGGGCUCGUUAGCAUCUCCGACCGAGCGCCAACAAAACACUAAAUAUUGACACGCCAGCGAGAUGAAAUACAAUGACAUCCUCCAACUAAGUGCCAAACAGUACUUUUGAACCAAAUUCAAGUCCAUACAAAUGAGAACUAUGCAAAUAAUAAUAAAAUAAAAAUGCUACUAUAAAUUAUGCAUUUUUUUUUUUAAAUCCCCGACAAUUUACAUCACUUCCCAAGGAUCUAGAAUGGUGAAAUAUUUUUACUGGGGCAGUGCAACUGUAAUUAUAGAGCAUUUUAACAAACACAUCACAAAACAGUGUGAUAAAUACAAAAAAAAACAAAAAAUUCACAAAGAAAACGAUGGGUUUUUUUUUUUAAAUCAAAUUUACACAAGAGCUCUCUUUACAUUGAAACUUGUCAUACACAAAGUGAAGUGUUUUAUUCCUUUUCUCAUUCCCAGGGGACAUGCCGGCAUGCUGAAAUUUUAAUAUGACGAGUCGCUAUGAUGGUUGACGUCACGUCACUCGCGUUUGGUGCAGCUCGGAUCUACAAAUGGGAGGCCAUCGACCUGGAUAAUAAAAUAAGCUACACUCUCAAACUGUGCGAUUCGUCGCCGUCCACACCCUGCGGCGACGGCGCCGCUGUCUGCGCCCGCAACCUGACCAGCGAUGUUUACCAAUCCGUCGGUGAGCUGUCCCUGCGGAUGCUGUCCGGAACCGUCCUGGACUACAACAGCACCGUUAAAUGCGCGGGAAAUGACAACUACGUCCAGACGACCAUCGGCUUCCAGUGUGGGAAAACCAUGGGCACGCCGGAGUUCGUGGCCGUGUCCCACUGCAUGCACUACUUUGAGUGGAGGACCUACGUGGCCUGCAGCAGCGACAAGUUCAAACCACACAAAGAGGUGCCCUGCUUCGCCUUCGACUCGGACAGUAAGAAGCACGACCUCAGCCCGUUGAUCAAAGUCAGCGACGGGUACCUGGUGGACGACGGCGACGACGACGUCGACUUCUACGUCAACAUUUGCCGCAGUCUCAGUGGCCGAGAAACGCGCUGUCCGGAAGGUUCUGCCGCCUGCCUGGUCACCAAGAACGUGGGCUACAACAUGGGUUCCCCCACCAAGGCCUUAGAACUCGUAUCCAACGACAGACUGAGGCUGCAGUACAGCGUGAACGCCGACGUGACCCCUCCGGCCUUCUGCAACGGACACUCGCCCGCCGUCACCAUCACCUUCGUGUGUCCUUCGAGCAGACAUUCGGGCAGCACCCCCAAGAUGACGGCGGAGGCCAACUGCCGCUACGAGGUGGAAUGGGCGACGGAGUACGCCUGCCACAGGGAUUACUUGGAGAGCCGCACGUGCAAGCUCACCAGCGAGCAGCACGACAUCUCCGUCGACUUGACGCCGCUCACCUUGAGCUCCGCAGACCACCCCUACUACGCCCAUUCCUCAAGCAGCGACGGGACGGAGAGCUACAUUUAUUACCUGAACGUGUGCGGGAAAGUGCCCUCGGACGAAUGCAGCAACCUGGGAGACUUUGUUUCUUCCUGCCAGGUGAAGAAGACGGACGUCAAGAAGGUGGCCGGGAGAUACCAAAACCAGACGCUCCGUUACUCAGACGGCGACCUGACUCUCAUUUACCCCGACGGUGCCCGGUGCUCCACGGGCUUCCAGAGGAUGACCAUCAUCAACUUCGAGUGCAGCAGGAACGCAUCCAACGGCGGCGUGGGGGCGCCGGUGUUUGUCGGGGAGACGGACUGCACGUACUACUUUAACUGGGAGACCUCGUACGCCUGCGUCAAGGAGAAGGAGGAUCUUCUGUGCCAGGUUGCGGAUGGCGGCAAGCAUUAUGAUCUUUCGACCCUUACGCGCUUACCUGGGUCAGAGUUGAAGGGGAACUGGGAAGCAGUGGAUGCCGAAUCCCGGGAAUCCGACUUGAAACGCUUCUACCUUAACGUUUGCCAUAAAGUUGUCCAGGCCGGAGGUGCUGCCGGCUGCCCGGAGAACGCCGCCAUUUGUGCCGUAGACAAGGACCAGAAGAUGAUCAGUCUGGGCAGCUUCCUGUCAUCCCCGCAGAAGACCGAAAGGGGGAACGACAUCCGGCUGGUGUACACUGACGGGGACUUGUGCAGCCACACGACCACAAAGUUCCAAACGAUCCUGACGCUCAAGUGCAAACCAGGUGAUCUGGAGAGCGCCCCGGUCCUCCGCGGCGUUUCGUCGGAUCGCUGCGUGUACGAGCUGGAGUGGUACACCGCGGCCGCGUGCGUCCUCUCCAAGACGCAGGGGGACGACUGCAAGGUGGAAGACCAGCAGGCUGGCUUCUCUUUCGACUUGUCGCCGCUCACCAAGGCGGACGGCGGCUAUUACAACUUGACCAACGCCAAUUACGACUACUACAUCAACGUGUGCGGACCGGUCACAGCCGCCACCUGUCCUGAAAGGGCCGGUGCCUGCCAGGUAGAAAAAAGUGGUUGGAGUCUGGGGGAGGCAAACUCGCGGCUGUCCUACUAUGACGGCCUGAUCCAGUUGACGUACAGCAACGGCUCGCAGUACAACAACGAGCAGCACACGCUCCGGUCCACCUUAAUCACCUUCCUCUGUGACCCCGAGGCCGGGGCUGGAAAUCCAGAGUUUCAGGUGGAAGACAAAUACACGUACAACUUCCACUGGUACACGUCGUACGCAUGUCCCGAAAGGCCUCACGAGUGUCUGGUGACCGAUCCCCACACUCUGGACCAGUAUGACCUGUCCAGCUUGUCUCGCACGCAGUCUGGCAACAACUGGCAGGCCAUGGACCUGUCGGACACGGCCAACCUGCGAAAGUACUACAUCAACAUAUGUCGGCCCAUCAACGCCGUGAUGGGCUGCGACCGCCACGCGUCCGUCUGCCAAAUGAAGUACACGACCAAGGAGGGCUUUCCAAAAGAAGAGGUGUCCGUAAGUAACAUGGGCGUCUCCAAGCGCGGCCCCGUCAUCGAGGGCCGCGACCGGCUGCUGCUGGAGUUCACGGACGGCGACCCCUGCGAGUCCGACGGCCUGAAGCUGACGUACACCACCCGGAUCCACCUGGUGUGCACCAGGGGAACCCUGUUGAUGGGCCCGCGAUUCCUCAUGUACCAGAACUGCACCGCCAACUUCAUCUGGGAGACCAGGGCCGCCUGCGCCCUCACCACUACCAAGAAUGAUAACUGCGCCGUGAUCGACCCGGACACCGGCUUGGAGUUCAACCUGCAGCCGCUAGCCUCCAAGGAUGGAUACAAGACCAAAGCCAAUGGAAAGGACUUCCUGGUGAACAUCUGCUCGGACGUGGCGGAUUGCGGUGCCGGGAUGGCGGGCUGCGAACUGGAAGACGGGCAGCCCGUCAGCCCGGUGGGCGUGGAGAAAACCCUGCAGUACUCCACCGACGGCCUCCUCAAACUCACGUACAAGGGACCCCGGGACGAUUCCACAGCGACCCGGGACACCUUCACCAUUAACUUUGUGUGCGACCCAAACGUGCACCCCGGCUCGUUGAAGCUGCUGCACGAGACCUUGAACACGCUUCCCAGCCACGUGGUCCACGACGUCUACUUCGAGUUCUCCACGGCGAUGGCCUGCGUCCCCGCUCCGGUGGACUGCCGCGUCAUCGAUUCUCGCGGGAACGAGUACGACCUGAGUCACCUGGUCCGAGGCGGGGAGGGCAGCCCCUGGGUUGCCAUGGAUACGGACGCAGUCAAGCCACGCCGCUUUUACAUCAACGUCUGCCGACCCCUCCCCACUCUGAAGGACUGUCCCGUGGGCCCUUCGGGUGCGUGCGGCGUAAUUGAUGGUGUGGGUUACAGCCUGGGUCUGGUCCAGGCCAGCCCACAGUUGGCGGAGGACGGCUCCAUCAGCAUCCUGUACCACAACGGGGACAAGUGCGGCGCCACGUCGCGCUACUCCACGCGCAUUAUCUUGCUGUGUGACCACAGCCCGGGCUCCCCCGUGUUUGACCGGCAGGACGGUUGCGAGUACGUCUUCAUCUGGCGGACUUCCGAGGCCUGUCCCGUCAGGAAGUCCCAAGGUGACGAGUGCCGCGUCCGCGACCCGAGGAGCGGCUUCGAGUUCGACCUGAGCUCCCUGAAGGGCAAAGAUUACCCAGUGAGGAGCGACAAGUACAUCUACCACCUGUCGGUGUGCGGCGGGCUCCAGAGGGGCGUCUGCACCGACAAGGACACGGGCAGCGACGUGGUCUCCUCGUGCCAGGUGGACGGAAGCAAACACAAGAUAGCAGGGAUGGCAAACCAGCUGCUGAGCUACGUGGGAGAUCAGCUGAUCCUGAACUACACCGGCGGCGAGACAUGCCACAAGAUCUACCAGCGAUCCACAGAGAUCUACUUCUCCUGCCACCCGGACAUGCACCCUGGAACACCAGAGUUCAUCAAGGAGACUCCGGACUGCACCUACUUGUUCAGCUGGCCCAGCGCCCUCGCAUGCGUCCCUGUCCAAACCACCAGUUGCUCAUACCAUGAUGGUGCGGGCCACUCGUACGACCUCUCGCCUCUGGCCAUGGAGGCCCAGAACUGGGAAGUGACGUCUUCGACGGUGGACACCAGCAAGCGAUUCUACAUCAACGUCUGCAGGUCCCUGGCGCCGCAGGGAGGUUCGUGGAAGUGCCCCUCCGGCAGCGCGUCCUGCGCGAAGGUGGGAGACGAUUACGUGAGUCUGGGGCAGGUGACCAGCGGCCCAACGUGGGACAAAAGCGUUCUGAGGCUGCAGUACGACGGCGGCCAUGCUUGUCCGGACGGACUGCGCAACAGGAGCACCAUCAUUCGCUUCAAGUGUGACAAAGACCAACUUGACUCUCGACCAACCCUCAUUUCCGCAAUUGAGGACUGUUUGUACACCUUUGUGUGGUUAACAGCUGCUGCCUGCCCGCUGAACAGCAGCCAGCACGACGGCUGCAGAGUCUCCAACCCCGCUACAGGUCAUUUGUUCGACCUGAACAGUCUGAAACGGGACGGCGGCUACACGGUGUACGACCACAACGUGCAGCGCAGGAUGUUCCGUGUCAACAUCUGCGCGGACAUGGCCAACGCCGGCUGCAGCCCCGGAACCGCGGUGUGCAUUAAAGACGUCAACACCGCACAGAGCGGCGGCCAGACCAGCAGCGAGCUCUCGUACAAGGACCACGUGGUGGAGCUGACCUACCAGGGUGGAAGCCCGUGCCCCGCCGACCCCGCCCUCAAGCUCAGCAGCGUCAUCCACUUCAUCUGCAGGCCACCUGGCACGAGCUCGGCCCCUGCGGAGCCCGUCCUCAUUGACGCCAACGCCGACAGCUGCACGCACUUUUUUGCCUUCCACACUCACCUGGUGUGCGAGCAGCCUGUCUCGUGUUCUGUCCAGAACGGCUCCACCACCAUCGACCUGAGUCCCCUGAUCCGCGUCAACAGAUACUACACGGCAACAGAUGACGCGGUGGAGCAAGACGACGACUCUCCGGACUUUUACAUCAACAUCUGUCAGCCUCUCAACCCCAUCCCCGGCGUCGCUUGCCCACCCGGAGCCAGCAUCUGUAUGGACCCAGACAACGGGCCCCCAAUUGACAUUGGGCGAACGACGAGUGGCCCUCAGAUCACCGCCGCGGGUGAAGUGUCCAUGACCUACGGCAGCUCCACCCAGUGUGCGUCCGACCCGGCUCAGAACUACACCUCCUCCAUCAUCUUCACCUGCCAGCGAGGCGUAGAUCUGGGCUCCCCGCGCAUGCUGAGGCUGCAGGACUGCGUGUACGUUUUUGAAUGGGCCACGCCCGUGGUGUGCUCCGAUGCCACCCACACCAGCGGAUGCCAGCUGGAAGAUGCGCAGCUGCAGUACACCUUCGACUUCUCGACGUUGACGGGCCAAGUCCAGCUCCCGGUGGGCUCCUCCGACAACUACCUCAUCAACGUGUGCAGCUCGGUGUCGGAGCCCCGCUGCAAGGGCGCCGCCGUGUGCCGAGUGUCGGACUCGGCCAAGUCGGCGGUGUCGUUCGGCAUCAGCAAGGCCAUGACCAUGGACUUCAAACACGAGGAGCAGGCCGUGCUGAUGCAGUACGGCGGCGGGGAUCCGUGCCCGCCCAUGACGGACAAGGGCGAGGUGUGCGUGUUCCCCUUCACCUUCAUGAAACGCUCGUACACGGAAUGCACCACGGACGACAGGCCCAACGGCGGGAAGUGGUGCGCCACCACCGCCAACUAUGACCAGGACAAGAAAUGGGGCCUCUGCCAGCCAACUUCUGCCAAGCGCCAGUCUACCAUACUGUUUACCUGCGACCCGGCCGCGGGCCACGGCUCCCCGCAGCUGCUGUCGGAGACCGCGGGCUGCUCGGCCACCUUCCUGUGGGGGACGAGCGCCGCGUGCACCCAGCAGAGGAUGGAGUGCAAGCUGGUCAGCCAGCAUCGAACCUUCAACCUGCGCGCGCUCUCCUCCCUCACCAAGCCCUGGAAGUUCAACCACCGCGGCGACUCAUAUUUUGUCAACCUGUGUCAGGGCAUUCACAAGGGACUUCCGGGUUGCCCCGAGGGGUCCGCCGUGUGCCGGCACUCGGCGGACGGGAGCAUGCGCGUGCUGGGCCGCCUCCACACUCAGAAGAUGAGCUACGAAGAUGGCAAGAUUUCCGUCAAGUACUCGGCCGGGGACGCGUCCUGCGGCAACGGCGCGGCGGCAAAGACUGAGAUCCGGCUGAGCUGCGGCACCACCGUCGGACGCCCGGCCCUCAUCAGCAUCGACCAGACGGCCUGCCUGUUUGUCAUCGGCUGGGAGACGCGCUCGGCGUGUGCCGUCGAGCAGCGGGAGGUGGAGCUGGUCAACGGCAGCAUCCAGGACCCCAUCACCGGCGCCCGCCUCAGUCUGGGAGAGCUUUACUUCAGCCACCACCAAGCUUCCGGAGACAUCCGCGCCAACGGCGACAGCUACGUCUACCACAUCCAGCUGUCCGGGCUCACCAACAGCUCCUCGCCCGCCUGCGCGGGUGCCAACAUCUGCCAGGUCAAACUCAACGGAGCGUACAGUCGUCGCAUCGGCUCCUCCGGCAAGGCGAAAUAUUACAUCAAAGGCGACAACCUGGACGUGACGGUGCCGUCGGAGUCGGCGUGCGGGCGCGAGCGUACCAAAACGGUGUCGUCCGUCAUCAUGUUCCAGUGCGACCCGGCGGCCGGCGCGGGCGUCCCAGAGUUCAUGAUGGAGACGGACGAGUGCCACUAUCUCUUUGUGUGGCACACGGGCGCCGUGUGCGGACUCACGACUGCGGACACGCAGACGCAAGACGACGGCGACGUUCCGACUUUUUACGGGAGGAGUCGGGCGGCGGCCAUUCUGCUGAGCUUCCUGAUGGCCGGGUUGAGCGUUUGUCUCCUGGCACUGGUGCUCCGUAAGCGAGAGAGAAGAGAAAUUGUGCUGCAGAAGGUGGCUGGCUGCUGCAGGAGAGGCAACCAGGUCUCCUAUAAAUAUUCCAAGGUGAACAUGGACGAAGAUGCGGGCGAGGACGAGAUGGAGUGGCUGAUGGAAGAAAUGGAGGCCCCCGCCACCACCGCCUCAUCUUUGUCCUUCUCCUCGACCCAGAGGGGGCGCUCCAACCUCAGCAACGGCCACAUCAAGACCAAGCCGGUCAACACGGACGGCCUGCGCUCCUUCUCGUUGGACGAGCAGGACGACGACAGCGAGGACGAGGUGCUCAGCGUCCCCGGAGUGCGCGUGGUCAAGUCGUCGUCCGCCCACCGCGGCGCCUUCCUGCAGGAGGAGAGCGACGAGGACCUGGUGGGCCUCCUGGACGAGCCCGACCGGAAGCGGAAGGGCGGCAGAGCCCGCUCGGCGGGCGGCCGCCGCGACCACAACGCGGCGCCGAAGCCCAAGCGGGAGGACGACGACAGCGACGAGGACCUCCUGCGGGUGUAACUCGCCCUCCAGAACUGCUCUCUCUCUCUCUCUCUCUUUUUCUCAGUGAAUGUCACCAUAGCAACGCCCUCAGCAUAACUGACACUUCCUCACCCCGUCCGCCGCCAUCUUGUUAUUUAUUGAUUGCUCCUUUUUAUUUAAAAGUGUUUCUCGCAGUUGCUUCGGAAGCGAUCAAUUGUCCGAAAUGGCGUUCUUUUGAUUGUAGCCGUGCCACCGCUUCAGCACUUUAUCUCAAAGCGAGCGUUUCUCGGCAGGUCGCGGAAGACGAAGGCCCGCGCGGCGAAGUCCAAUCGGCGACCGACCCCGGGCGAGCGGGCGCGGGCGGCUUUAAAGGGAAUAAAGACGCUCGGGUGUCGUAUUGUUUACACUCAAUGCGAAAAGCGAGUCUUUUCUCCCCCUGAAAAGAAGAGUGAGGCCUUUUUUUUCCGUUUUUUUUUUUUUUAAAGCUUGAUCGAAUGUUCCGUCAUUUUCAUGUUCUAGAUGAUGAUUUGUCUGAGUUUUUACGGUUUAUUUAAGCGAAUGGAUGUCGCCCGACGCUUUUGAGAGUCCCGUCAAAGCCAUAUUUCGACACCUGCCGGCGUCGCUUUAUUUUUUUUUUGCGGCAACCGAAUCAUUUGUUAUCCAAACGCUUGUCAGCAGUCCAAUCAAAUCUGGCUUUCUGUCAUAUUUUGACUGAAAAUGCCAGUGAAAUUGUGAAUAAUGCGUUAUGUUUUGAGGGUUGGGUGAUCAGAAAACGGGACCGACUGAGCCAAAACCGAACCGUCAAACGAGGUGAGAGCGACUUUGUCCGAAAAUUGCCGCUCCAGAUGCGUAACAGCAAACGGCGCCGUUUCGGACAGAACUCAUCAGAGUCCAAAAUGCGCAGUCACGCAGCUGUCUGGGCUUGCCCAAUUUUGAUCAUGGAUUGAUGUAAAAAUAUUAACGGACUAUUUUUGACAUCCCUACUCAAGACUCCUCCUCGGCUUGAGCAAAUCAUUUUGGCACCUUGGAAAAAUACUUCAAAGAUUUUUCGACUUCGGCAGCGUUUAAGAAGGCGCCAAAUGUUUUUGAAUGAUUUUGUUGUUGUUUUUCUUUUUCAAGCAGUAUUUAUUCAAGCGGCGUCAUUUCGAUGAAUGAAUUCUGUGUUAUCGUCACAGUGGACGCUGGCCCGGUACGUCAAUGUUUGGUACUUUUUUUUUUUUUUUGUAACCCCCACCCAUCCCCGCCCAUCGCAUCCCCCAGUAGUGUCAAAUGCUUUGUUGUCGUCGCGGGGAUUCGCACGUACUCUACUUUUUUUUUUCAAUUUUUUUUUUCGGAGAUUUCAAAAGAGGACAAAUCGUGGUGGUGCACUGGAGAAAAGCACAAAAAAAUGUGAUCAUCAUCAUCCUGCUUUUGUUGUCUCACGUUUGUGCGCGUUUUUUGCUAUUUAAAAGAACCUCCUUGUACCGUCGCCUUCUUUAUUUGAAUAAACACCCGAAUGACGGCUUGAGGCUCACACAAAAUCUUCGUGGAUUUUUUUUUUUUUGUUUAUUUGAAUCUCGUGUGACAUAAUAAUUUCUGUCUCAAAUAAUAAGUUGUCGCACUCGAAGCCGACCGGACUCAAAUAACUUUGCGCUCUGUCCUUGGUUGCAGCUGAAGGCCUUACCUCACACAAAUGUCCCUUUUUUUUUAAUUUUAGGGGAAAAAAAUUGAUGCCAAUGAGGCGUACUUGAGUAAAUAAAUGCCUCAACUU
This is a messenger RNA of Syngnathoides biaculeatus (alligator pipefish), 9828 nucleotides long. RefSeq names its product insulin-like growth factor 2 receptor (gene igf2r). NCBI's taxonomy places the organism in Eukaryota, Metazoa, Chordata, Actinopteri, Syngnathiformes, Syngnathidae. The coding region runs from base 729 to 8117 and encodes 2462 amino acids. Gene Ontology annotation, molecular function: D-mannose binding; insulin-like growth factor binding; signaling receptor activity. The record is from RefSeq and is a predicted model, not a curated record. Gene Ontology annotation, biological process: lysosomal transport. The transcript is spliced from 51 exons. Gene Ontology annotation, cellular component: trans-Golgi network; late endosome; plasma membrane.